Messenger RNA from Populus euphratica (Euphrates poplar), 1713 nucleotides. RefSeq names its product glycerol-3-phosphate acyltransferase 5-like. Gene Ontology annotation, biological process: cutin biosynthetic process. The record is from RefSeq and is a predicted model, not a curated record. Gene Ontology annotation, cellular component: membrane. Gene Ontology annotation, molecular function: glycerol-3-phosphate 2-O-acyltransferase activity; phosphatase activity. Bases 197 to 1663 code for a protein of 488 amino acids. The transcript has 2 exons. Lineage: Eukaryota; Viridiplantae; Streptophyta; Magnoliopsida; Malpighiales; Salicaceae.
GGCAGUUGUAAACUGAUAAACCGUCAAAUUCCAGGAUCAGAGAGCAGUCAAGCCAACCUCUUCCCAUAAUUUUUUCAGCACAUAAAUCCGUUGUCACCUACGAAGAAAAGAACCAAACAAACAUUUUGAACACACAAAUAUCCUCUCAAGGUAAACAAAUAUCAAAAGACCAAAAACCAAGCAAAACAAAACCCUAAUGGAUGCAGUUGUUUCAGAGCUCGAAGGAAUUCUUCUCAAAGACCGAGACCCCUUUUCUUAUUUCAUGUUAGUAGCAUUUGAGGCAUCGGGUUUGCUUCGCUUUGCCUUGUUAUUGAUUUUUUGGCCUGUAAUUUGGUUACUAGAGAUGUUAGGGAUGGAAGAGUAUGGGCUCAAACUAGUGGUCUUCGUUGCCACUGCGGGUGUUAGUGAAUCGGAGAUUGAGUCGGUAGCAAGAGCCGUUUUACCAAAGUUUUACAUGGAAGAUAUUGACAUGGAGGCUUGGAAAGUGUUUAGUUCAUAUGAUAGAAGAGUUGUGGUGACUAAAAUGCCAAGGAUCAUGGUAGAAAGGUUUGUGAAGGAGCAUCUGGGAGCCGAUGAGGUUAUUGGGAGUGAACUUGUGAUAAGCCGGUUCGGGUUCGCCACUGGAUUUGUCAAGGGCAACAAUAUUGAUUCUUAUAUCUCGAGUCGUGUCGCCAAACUAUUUAUCGAUGAAAAGCCUGGUUUUGGACUUGGGACGAUUACUUCUUCAUUCUUAUCCCAAUGCAAGGAGCAAACACACCCCCCAUUCAUGGCCAAUCAAAACCAUUAUGAUCACCCGCUCGUCCGCCCUCUCCCUGUAAUCUUUCAUGAUGGCCGCCUGGUCAAGCGCCCAACACCAUCCACGGCUCUCCUAAUCAUCCUCUGGAUGCCACUAGGCAUCAUACUUGCAACAAUCCGAAUUCUAGUGGGAGUAAUGUUACCGAUGUGGGCUAAACCUUACUCGUCCAGAGUAUUGGGUGGCAAAGUCAUUGUCAAGGGCAAGCCACCACCGCCUGCGUCCGGUGGUAAUAGUGGUGUGCUAUUUGUUUGCACGCAUCGAACUCUAAUGGACCCUGUUGUCCUAUCCACGGUGCUAAGGCGUAAAAUCCCAGCAGUCACAUACUCCCUUUCGAGAUUAUCAGAGAUCCUAUCACCAAUCCCCACCGUUCGGUUAACAAGGAUCCGCAAUGUUGAUGCUAAGAAAAUCAAAACAGAACUAGCCAAAGGUGACCUCGUGGUUUGUCCAGAAGGAACAACUUGUAGAGAACCAUUUCUAUUGAGAUUUAGUGCACUUUUCGCUGAAUUAACUGACCAGAUAGUACCAGUGGCAAUGAAUUAUAGGGUUGGUUUUUUCCAUGCAACUACAGCAAGAGGAUGCAAAGCUCUGGACCCUGUAUUCUUCUUCAUGAAUCCUAGACCAGUUUACGAGGUGACUUUCUUGAAUCAGUUGCCAGUAGAAGCUAUAUGCUCAUCUGGUAAAAGCCCACAUGAUGUUGCCAAUUAUGUACAAAGAAUCUUAGCAGCUACAUUAGGAUUCGAAUGCACAAACUUCACUAGAAAGGACAAGUACAGGGUUCUCGCUGGGAACGAUGGAACAGUAUCGUACACUUCAUUCGUUGAUCAGAUCAAGAAGGUGGUGAGCACCUUCAAGCCUUUUUUUCACUAGCUAUCAUCAUAUAUGAAAAUAUAAGACUUAUUUAUAUAUCUGCUUCAAUU